This is a messenger RNA of Lacerta agilis (Sand lizard), 981 nucleotides long. RefSeq names its product lysosomal protein transmembrane 4 beta (gene LAPTM4B). NCBI's taxonomy places the organism in Eukaryota, Metazoa, Chordata, Lepidosauria, Squamata, Lacertidae. Gene Ontology annotation, cellular component: lysosomal membrane. The coding region runs from base 45 to 725 and encodes 226 amino acids. The transcript has 7 exons. The record is from RefSeq and is a predicted model, not a curated record.
CUUUCUGUUGCGCUCCUGCGAAGCGGCCGCACGGGCAGCGCGCCAUGAAGAUGAUGAGCUCCCCCUGGGCCCGCUUCUACUCCAACAGCUGCUGCAUGUGCUGCCAUGUCCGCACCGGGACGAUCAUCCUCGGCAUCUGGUACCUGAUCAUCAACUCAGUGGUUCUGCUGAUUAUACUGAGCGCCUUGACAGACCCUGGCCAGUACCACUUAACAACUGCUGAAUUGGGGGGUGACUUUGAAUUUAUGGACGAUGCCAAUAUGUGCAUCGCUACUGCAAUUUCUCUUCUCAUGAUUCUCAUCUGUGCAAUGGCCACAUAUGGCGCAUAUAAGCAACAUGCAGCCUGGAUCAUCCCUUUCUUCUGUUACCAAAUAUUUGAUUUUGCACUCAACACCUUGGUCGCUAUUAGCAUACUUGUGUACCCAAGCACAAUUCAGGAUUACCUGCAGCAACUGCCUGGUAAUUUUCCCUACAAGGAAGAUAUUAUGUCUGUCAAUCCCACAUGCCUAAUUGUGAUUAUUCUGCUUUUUAUAAGUAUCACCUUGGCUUUUAAGGCUUACCUGAUCAGCUGCGUAUGGAACUGUUAUCGAUACAUUAACAACAGAAACAACUCGGAUGUCCUGGUCUACAUUACUACUAAUGACACAGCGGUGCUGCUUCCGCCCUAUGAUGAUCCUGCAAAUGGCGCUGCCAAAGACCCCCCACCCCCUUAUGUGUCUGCAUGAGGAGCCGUGUGUGCGAGCGAGUGUGUGUGCGUGAAAUGUACCUAAAGAACAAAUAGCUUUACUUUUCACGACACCUGAGCAAUAGAUUCUUUCAUUUUUCAGGACAGGUGUAUCAUCUCCCAGGUUGUCUUUAUUGCUAUUUUGCUGUAGAUUAUUCAAAAGAAAAACCUAUUUGCCUAAAGCAGCAUUGAACUGGCUCGAGAACCAUUUUGAUUAGCUAAAUUGAUAAUCGUUGCAAUGUAUGUUUGUUUGGGGG